Messenger RNA from Pedinophyceae sp. YPF-701, 648 nucleotides. The record is from the annotation of a GenBank genome assembly. NCBI's taxonomy places the organism in Eukaryota, Viridiplantae, Chlorophyta, Pedinophyceae.
AUGGUUCGGCUCACGCUCAUCACGAGGCUGGUGGAUGGCCUGCCCCUGGCCGAAGGGCUCGACACGGAGCAGUCACAGGAGAUCGACGCGUACAAGCAUAGUGCAAAGGACAUCCUCAAGCGCAUCUCGGCGGGAGGGCAGCCAACACGGCUCUCGAUUGACGCAGGGAAGUACGUGUACCACUACAUCAUCGAGCAGGGCGUGUGCUACCUGACGCUGGCAGAGAAGGCGUACCCGCGAAAGCUGGCGUACGAGUAUCUGGACGAGCUGGUGAAGGAGUUUCAGCGGCUGUACUUGGACCAGAUCGACAAGGCGACGCGGCCGUACGCGUUCAUCAAGUUCGACACCUUCAUCCAGAAGACGAGGAAGCUCUACCUCGACACGCGCACGCAGCGCAACCUGGCGAAGCUCAACAACGAGCUGCGCGAGGUCCAUCAGAUCAUGACGACCAACAUCCGCGACGUCCUGGGGCAGGGCGAGAAGCUCGAACGGAUGCAACAGAUGUCGUCGGCGCUGAGCCAAGAGUCGAAGAAGUACUCGAAGAAGACGCGGGACAUGUACUGGCAGGCCGUCGUGCGGCAGUACACGCCCCUCGCCGCCAUCAUCCUCAUCGCGCUGCUCGUCAUCUGGAUCCGAUGGAAGCUGUGA